This is a messenger RNA of Drosophila willistoni, 604 nucleotides long. Its product is annotated as protein D3. The coding region runs from base 16 to 546 and encodes 176 amino acids. The record is from RefSeq and is a predicted model, not a curated record. Lineage: Eukaryota; Metazoa; Arthropoda; Insecta; Diptera; Drosophilidae. The transcript has 2 exons.
CAAGAGUGAAUAGACAUGGACACCGCCGGCAUUAUUCCCGAUAUUAUCGAUGUCAAGCCCGCCGCUAAGGCUACGGUUUCAUAUCCCUCCGGAGCUCAGGUUGAGUUGGGCAAGGAACUGACACCCACACAGGUUAAGGAUCAGCCGACAGUCACCUGGGAGGCCGACGCUGGAUCUCUGUACACUCUUCUCUUGGUUGAUCCCGAUGCACCCAGCCGUGCCGAUCCCAAAUUGCGUGAGAUUUUGCACUGGGCUGUGAUCAAUAUUCCCGGCAAUAAGGUCGCCGAUGGUCAGGUAUUGGCCGAAUACGUUGGUGCUGCUCCAGCUGAUGGUACGGGUCUGCAUCGUUAUGUGUUCUUGGUGUUCAAGCAGAAUGACAAAAUUACCACUGACAAAUUCAUUUCCAAGACAACCCGUGAGGGACGCGUCAGUGUCAAGGCCCGCGACUACAUUGCCAAGUACAGCUUUGGUGGUCCCGUUGCCGGUAACUUCUUCCAAGCCCAGUACGAUGACUAUGUGCCCACUCUGCGUGCCCAGGUUCAAUAAACCACAACGCAGAACUAAAAUGAUUAUGAAGUAAUAAAUUUAAUAUUUAUAUCGUAAA